CUCCUCCCCGCGGCCUCGGCGACCUCCGAGAGGAAGUGCUUUCGGGCUGGCGGCAGUGUUGGGCGGCUGAAUGCUCCCAAAGGGAGAGCGUCUGAGUGUAGAAGCGCUCUCAACUCCAGGUGGAAUGUCAGAAGACUCCCAAGAGUAUUUCCUUCCUUGUAUUGCUGGUCCAUAGCCAGAUAAUCCUUGUUUACCCUUAUAGUUCAAAAGCUCCAACUCUCUUUGAUCAAGUCCCAAGGAGAUAAAUUUUCAUAUUCUCAAAGAAAAGGCACAGAGUUGUAGCCAGUGAUAAUUACCUUCAUGGAGACCAAGAGCCAUAACAACCUUCAGGAGAGACCUACACCCUCCAGCAAUAGGAGGACAUCAGUGGAUGGCAAUCAGUUGAUCCAAGCUAUUAAAAAAGAAGACAUUAAGCUGAUUCAGCAGUUGCUUGAAGAAGGGGCUGAUGUCAACUUCCAGGAAAACGAAUGGGGCUGGUCACCUUUGCAUAAUGCGGUACAAAUUUGUCAGGAGGACAUCGUGGAUCUUCUGCUUCGUUAUGGUGCUGACCCUUUUCUGAAGAAGAAGAAUGAGGCUACUCCCUUCAUCGUCGCUGGGAUUGUGGGAAAUGUGAAGCUGCUCAAGCUUUUCCUUUCUAAAGGAGCAGAUGUCAAUGAGUGUGAUGCUAAUGGCUUCACAGCUUUCAUGGAAGCCGCUGUGAAAGAUAGGGUUGAAGCCUUAAGAUUCCUGUAUGAGAAUGGGGCGAAUGUGAAUUUGAGUCGAAGGACAAAGGAGGAUCAAAAGAGGCUUAAAAAAGGAGGGGCCACAGCUCUAAUGGAUGCUGCCGAACAUGGACAUGUAGAGGUCGUGAAGAUCCUCCUUGAUGAGAUGGGAGCAGAUGUCAACGUCUGUGACAAUAUGGGCAGAAAUGCUUUGAUUCAUGUGUUUAGGAGCUCUGAUGAUAGAAACAUGGAGGGCAUCAUUCGCCUUCUGCUGGACCAUGGGGCUGAUGUCAAUGUGAGGGGAGAGAAAGGGAAGACACCCCUGAUCCUGGCAGUGGAAAAGAAACACUUGGGUUUGGUGCAGAUGCUUCUGGAACAAGAACAUAUAGAGGUUGAUGACACAGACAGUGAGGGCAACACGGCUCUUUUGUUGGCUGUCCAGUACAGACAAGAGGAAAUUGUUAAACUGUUAUGCAACAAAGGAGCCAACAUGGACUGUGGGGAGCUGGUUAUGAUAGCAAGGCGCAAUUAUGACAACUCCCUUGCAAGGCUGCUUCUCUCUUAUGGGGCCAGAGAAGAUUGGUGCCGUCCUGCUGAAGACUGGAAGCCUCAGAGUGCCCGCUGGGGGGAGGCCUUGGAACAUCUCCGUAGAAUAUACCGCCCUAUGAUUGGCAGACUCAAGAUCUUUAUUGAUGAUGAAUAUAAAAUUGCUGACACAUCCGAAGGGGGCAUCUAUCUGGGGUUCUAUGAAGGGCAAGAAGUAGCUGUGAAACGAUUCUAUGAAGGCAGCGCACAUGGACAACAGGAAGUCUCCUGUCUGCAGAGUAGCCGAACAAACAGUGACUUGGUGACAUUCUAUGGGAGUGAGAGCUACAGGGACUGUCUGUAUGUGUGCCUUGCCCUCUGUGAGCAGACACUGGAAGAGUACUUGGCCAACCACAGAAGGGAGGUGGUGGAAAAUGAAGAAGACAGCUUUGCCCGAAACGUCCUCUCAUCUGUAUUUAAGGCUGUUGAAGAACUACAUGUGCGAUGUGGAUACACUCACCAGGAUCUGCAGCCACGAAACAUCUUACUAGAUUCCAAGAAUGCUGUUUGCCUGGCAGAUUUUGAUAAAAGCAUCAAGUGGACUGGAGAGACACAAGAAAUCAGGAAAGAUCUAGAGGCCCUUGGACUUCUGGUUCUAUAUGUGGUGAAGAAGGGAGAGGUCCCUUUUGUGACACUGAAGACACAAAGUCAUGAAAAAAUAAUUCAGCUUUCUCCAGAUGAGGAAACUCGGGACCUCAUUUAUCAUCUGUUUAACCCUGGAGACAAUGUGCUGGAGCACCUAAGUGGCCUGCUGGGUCAUCCCUUCUUUUGGAGUUGGGAGAACCGCUAUAGGACCCUUAGGGAUGUUGGAAAUGAAUCCGACAUUAAACAGCGAUUGCGUAAUAGCAGGAUUGUCCAACUACUGCAACUUGAAAAUUCGGAAUGUUCCAGAACUUUUGCCCAGUGGACUUCUAAGAUUGACAAGUAUGUUAUGACUGUAAUGAAUAAGUUUUAUGAAAAAAAAAGGAAUUUCUAUGAGGAUACUCCGAGUGAUCUGUUAAAGUUCAUCCGGAAUUUGGGAGAACAUAUUAAUGAAGAUAAAAAUAAGGAGAUGAGGUUGAUAAUUGGAGAACCUUCCCGGUAUUUGCAGAUGAAAUUUCCUGAUCUGGUCAUCUAUGUCUAUAAGAAACUACAGAACACGGAAUACAGAAAGCAUUUCCCCAAAAUUCACAAUCCAAACAAGGAUUGAUGUAAUGGAGGUCAGCCCUGAGUGGUGGCUGAGGCUUUAGAUUUCAGGGAGACUUUUUAGCUGUGUGAUCUUGAGCAAUUCACAAGUCUCUGGGCCUAUUAACUAAUCUGGUUGCUUGCAAGGAUAAGUUAGAGAGCAGAUGUGUCAGGUCCUGACACAGUACCCAGUAUUCCCCACAUGUUGAUAGCAAAAAAAAGCAUAUGCCCAAACUACCCCUGCCACUAAGUUCUUACAGGUAGAACUUAGUGGCAGGAGCUGGGGUAAGGGGCAUCCUGCUAAGACACCUCUUGUCAGGUGCACCAAAGGAUGCCUAGGCCUCUAGUUCUUGUAUGUUUUACAUUGAUUAUCUUAUUUAAUUCUCCCAAUGACCUUGCAAGCUAGGAUUUAUUAUCUCCAUUUAAGAACUGGCAGAUCUCAUGUGCCUGAAGUGCCUGGCUGGCUCAGCUGGUGGAGCAUAGGACUUUUAGUUUCGGGGUUGUGAGUUUGAGCCCCAUGUUGGGUGUGGAGAUUACUUAAAAAUAAAAUCUUCAUUUUUUUUUAAAGAUUUUAUUUAUUCAUGAGAGACACAGAGGCAGAGACAGAGGGAAAAGCAGGCUCUGUGUAGGGAGCCCGAUGUGGGUCUCGAUCCUGGGACCAUGGGAUCAUGCCCUGAGCCAAAGGCAGAUGCUCAACCACUGAGCCACCCAGGCAUCCCAAAAAUAAAUUCUUUAAAAAGAGAGAGAGAGAGAGAGAGAGAGAGAGAGAGAGAGAAAGAACUGACAGACCUGAGACUCAGAGAAUUUGACUUACUUGCUUAAGAUCAUACAACUUUUACAGAGCACUGUAUAAAUGUGUGUGGUGUUAUUAUUAUCUCUGGUUUGGGCACCUAGUGACUUGGGCACUGCCUAGCAAAAUGUCUGCCACAUGAUGAUGUUCAAUAAAUAUUUGCUGAUAAAUAUUCAUUUAGAAUUGAUAGACUUGAGACUCAGAGAGUUUGAACUACUUGCUCAAGAUCAUACAACUUGCACAGAGCACUGUAUAAAUGCAUGUCGUGCUAUUGUUAUUAAGCUAGAACUUAGUUACUAGCCUAGGGGACUUCUGGAUGGAUCCCAAAAGGAAUAUGUCAAAAGGACUCUGGGAAGUUCAUUCAUUCAUUGACUCCACUUAUUCAUUCAUUCAGUAUUUGUGGAGCACCUAGAAUGAGCCUAGGCACUAAUUGUAUGAAUUCCAUUCCUUCUAGAAUCUAUACUGGUUUUCCAUGACAUUAUGGCAGUAGUUCUCAGCUGGAGACAGUUUUGCCUGUUAGGGGCCAUUUGGUCUGGGGAUGUUUUUGGUUUCAAAUCUGGAGAUAAGGGGGUAUUAUUGGCAUCUGGUAGAUGGAGGUCAGGGAUGAUGCCAAACAUUCUAUGAUGCAUGGGAUAGCCCCCCCCAAACAUAGAAUUAUCUAGCCUAAAAUAUCAGUGGUACCAAGGCUGAGAAGCUCUGCCUUAAGUGAUUGGGACACUUCUGAGCUGACUUGGGGCCCACGACCAUGGAUUACGUGGACCCCCUCACAGAGGAGUAACUUGGAUUUGUUUUCUUGCUUUUGAAUUUCUAGUGAGACAAUUCCAGUGUCAUCUCCCCAGGAAGUCCCCCCAAAUGCCCUCACUCUCCACUGGCUCCAGAGAGAGCCAGUCCGAGUGCUCUCUCUCUGGCUCCCUAGCACCAUAGUCACAUCAGAGCAUGCCUCUCUCCAACUUAGCAUGCUUCUUCUCCACUGGAAUGUAAGAUCUUAAGGGCCUAUCUAUUUAUAUAUACAUAUCUAUAUCUACAUAUAUAUAUAAUGAUAUAUAUCUAUAUAGCAAAUGUCGGCCUAGCAAAAUAUCAGCCAUAUAAAUAUUCACGGAAAAAUGAAUGAACCAUCUUCAUACGUGAAUAAUAAUACUACCAUACAUUAUAAUGGUGCUUUAUAAUCUAUAAGUUACAUCUACAUAUUUUCUCUUAGUUUUCAAAACAAUCAUGUAAGGUAAGUGUUGUUAUCCUUAUUUUACAGAUGAGGAUAGAGACAUGUUGAUUUACUCUAAUACAUAGCUAGGCAGUAUCACUGUCUUGAUUUGCACAUAUUUUCUGGCAUUAAGUCUGAUGUAUUUUCCACUUAUCCUCAUUAUGGUGGUCAAGGUGGAACUUUGUAAUGGGCAGAUCUGGGGGAAAAAAGCAGUAUCUUAGGUUCUUUCUAAAGAGAUGGUAGUCUGAACUAGGUGUCACUAAAUGAAUUGAAGUCAAGAAGUGUUGGAAGUUACACUAAACAAAAUUGACACUGUUAUCUUCCACUCUCACCCAUGAUUGCAUGGAUCAUUUUCUCUUUGUUUAAAACAAAAACAAAAAACAAAGUACUGGAAGAAAGAAACUUAAGGCUGUUCUAUAAGGUUUUAGGAGCAGGAAUAUUGCUUUAGAUUUUAAAAUUAAAUUUUGGUUUUCUGAUUUGUAGUAAUCACCUGGAUAUGUCAAUCAAAAUGCCCAUUUGUAAAGCAUAUUCAAUA
This is a messenger RNA of Canis lupus familiaris (dog), 4973 nucleotides long. RefSeq names its product ribonuclease L (gene RNASEL). The record is from RefSeq and is marked provisional. Gene Ontology annotation, molecular function: protein binding; ATP binding; RNA binding. NCBI's taxonomy places the organism in Eukaryota, Metazoa, Chordata, Mammalia, Carnivora, Canidae. Gene Ontology annotation, biological process: defense response to virus; negative regulation of viral genome replication; mRNA processing.